GUUUUCCCCAUCAAACUUGAGUCUCCAUCUGGAUUGACUCAUGGCCCCACGGUCUGCGAUCCGGCUUUGCUGCUAGACUCUCGACUCUGCUUUUGAAGAAGCCCGGUCUCUCUCUGCGAUGUUAUUGGUCGAGCUGGAACUCUGCCUAUCAUGGAAGUCAGGAGGCCGUCCGCCCGCUACGGGGACACUCCGACGCGGACCUACCAACGGACCUACAAGGCCUGUCUCUCUUGUCGCCAACGAAAGGCCAAAUGCAAUCUGGGGACCGACCAGGAUGGCUUUCCUAUAGGACCUCCGUGUGCGAAAUGUCGAAGGGAACAGCGAGAGUGCAUAUUCAGUGAGAAGAGAGCGUGGGAAAGAAGCAAUCAGCGUGGUCUUUCGGAGGAUACUCCCCUGCGGUCACCGAACACACGUCGCAGGCUGUCGGACCAUGUCAGACAGGAUCGGGAGGUACCGGACGAUGUUUUGAAAGUCGGCGCAGACAGCCCGUUUGAAGAUGGGAACGAUAAUAGCAGCAAGCACGACCAUGGCGACGAAAGCUUCCGCCAGUCUUAUAAUGCGGAUGCACGAUCAAGUCAGCACCCUGCAACCUCGAAUUUGGCGAACUCCAUGAUGCGCACUGUGGUCUCCAGUGGGAAUGAUGCUCUCAAUAUCCUCUUCGAGGCUGCCGUGGCCCAUAGUCAGGACAAUCUUGCAAAUGAGUACCAGCCGCAGUCACGAACUACACAGGGUCAUGUUGCGCACGACAAAGGCCUGGACAACGAUCCCAUAAGCCAACCGCAAUUCAUGUACCCUACGGAAGCUCUGGCCAAGGCGAAGCAUCCAGUACAGCUUUCGACGGCAUCGGAGGAAGUUCUCAAGGUUUGGGAAUCCUGCCGAUUCGUCAAGAUGGGGUGGUUCACUUCCAGAGAAGCGGUAACUCUUAUUGAUCUGUUUUUUAAGAAUAUGGUCCCUUUAUCUCCAAUCUUGACCAAUUUCUAUGCUGAUCAUAGUACCCACCAUCACCUGAUUACUUGCGAUCCUGCUUUGUGCUGCGCUAUAUUGAUGCUGUCGUCCCGGUAUCAUGUGUUGCCUGGGGCUGGAGGCGAGUCCCGAAACUUUUUCAUCCACCAUCGUCUGUGGCAACACUGUCAACAUCUUGUGAUGCGACUGAUGUUCGGGCAGGAAAGGUCGUCGCAUGCGAAGAAUCGAAGCAUCGGGACAAUUGAAGCACUCCUGUUGAUGUCAGAAUGGCACCCAAGGUCUCUUCAUUUUCCACCUGAGAGUGACGGAUGGGACUCUGACUUAGUGUUGGCCCCUGAACCCCAAAACCAAGAUGAUUCGUCAUCCAAUAGAUGGCUUGAAGACAUGGUUGAGCCUGCUAGAAGAUCCGACCAGAUGUCCUGGAUGCUCCUGGGUUCCGCGCUGUCGCUAGCACACGAGUUGGGGAUCUUUGAACUUGAUGAUAAGAAAUGCGACUAUACGUCGCUGUACGAAGGCUUCAUCUCGAAUGAUCAGAUCAAGCUGCGCAGACUCCGGGUGCAACGCCUUCUCUAUGUCUACAUCAAUCAGCUGGCUUGGCGAAUCGGAUGUGUCUCCCUCAUGCCACAGAGCUUGAACCAUACCAUUCUUGGUCGGCAAACGACUAGGGAUGUGAGCCAUUCGGAAGACGAAUGGCUGGCUCUGAUGGACUCGUGGAUGGAUCUUACCAAGUUAGCCAAGAACGUGACGGAUAUGUUCUUCCCUUCGAUAACAUUCGCGAGGCAACAGCUGCAUAGUGGACGUUAUAUCAACCUGCUAGACCACUUCUGCCCUCUUUUACUGAAAUGGAAGGAACAGCAUCUCAGACAUGACGUGCUCAGCAAACACUUCUAUGAUAUCCUCUUUAUUGAAUACAACUUUGUGCGGGUCUACACACACUCGGUGGGGAUGCAGGCUGUCGUGGAGCGUAUAGUCGCAGACAAUGAUUCGAACGUGGAAGAAGUCCGAGCAAUGCACAUUGACCCUGUCGACUACAACUAUAUCCAGGAAGUGAUCGACGGAUGUUGUCAAAUUUUGCAGAAGGUCAUCCAACUUGGCGACGCCGGCGCUCUGCGGUUCUCUCCCGUUCGGAUCUUCUUGAGAAUCACCAGCUCUUCUAUCUUCUUGAUGAAAGCUUUAAGCUUAGGAACUCGUCCAGCCAAAUUGCGCGAAUCGCUGGAUAUACUUGAGCGUUGUGUACAGGCACUAAAGUCGAAUGCGCUCGACGAUAUUCACCUGAGCACUCGCUACGCCGAACUACUAGAGAUGCACGUGUCGCGCCUGCGUCGCAACCUGCUUGCAUCUUCCAAGUCCGUUAAGAACAGUCAUGGAACCACAAAUCGCAAUUCAAUGGGCCCUCAACAGAGCACCGAAAGCGACAAUCCUACUCCCAUGGUCGAUGUUCCGGUGUCACAGAGUCUGGCAGAUGUGAGCUUCUUUCCUCCGCUCAAUGAUCUAGCCGGGGAUGACUGGCUUUCGCUGCCUUUUGAUCCGUCCAUGGCACCAUUUGGGCUCAAUGGUUGUGGGCAAUUUCCUGCUUAUGGAGGAGGUGCGUUGAACUUCAUCUGGAAUCUGCCGUCGUGAUUUGGUAUGAGCAGUGAAGGGCUGGGCCCACUAGCUAUACAUUACAUAUGUCCCCGAUAAGUAGCUUGUUAAUGAUUAAACUUUAUCAUGCAUGAUCUUGCCUAGAAUGUUGACUUUCAACUUCCGACUUCAUUGAUUUCGAGUAUGCCGCAACAUAACCAUUUUUCGCCGGAAAGUAUAAUCGAAGCAACACAAAGUAAGGAGAAACAUCAUUGGAGUAUAUGAAAUCAGACACAAAUGGAAGCGUGCGUUCACA
This is a messenger RNA of Aspergillus homomorphus CBS 101889, 2839 nucleotides long. Its product is annotated as putative C6 transcription factor. The record is from RefSeq and is a predicted model, not a curated record. The transcript is spliced from 5 exons. NCBI's taxonomy places the organism in Eukaryota, Fungi, Ascomycota, Eurotiomycetes, Eurotiales, Aspergillaceae. Gene Ontology annotation, cellular component: nucleus. Gene Ontology annotation, biological process: aromatic amino acid catabolic process; positive regulation of transcription by RNA polymerase II. Gene Ontology annotation, molecular function: DNA-binding transcription factor activity, RNA polymerase II-specific; zinc ion binding. The coding region runs from base 151 to 2583 and encodes 810 amino acids.